CUGUUGUGUUGCUGUGGCUUCUUUCCUAGGCUGCUGCGAUGGCCACUUCAGCAGGAACUGUCUCAGAAGAUGCCAUAGAGGAAGAAGGUGAAGAAGGAGGCGGCUCCCCUCGGAGCUCUUCUGAGCUUUCUAAACUCAGUUCAAAGAGUGCAAAGGAAAGACGUAACAGGAGAAAGAAGAGGAAGCAAAAGGAGCUCUCUGAAGGAGAAGAGAAAGGGGAUCCUGAGAAGGUGUUUAAGUCAGAGUCAGAAGAUGGCAUGAGAAGGAAGGCCUUUCGGCUGCCAGACAACAGAAUAGGGAGGAAAUUUUCCAUCAUGAAUCAGUCACUGCUGAGCAUCCCGGGCUCGCCCUUCCUCUCCCGCCACAACAGCAAGAGCAGCAUCUUCAGUUUCCGGGGCCCUGGGCGGUUCAGAGACCCGGGCUCAGAGAAUGAGUUCGCGGAUGACGAGCACAGCACCGUGGAGGAGAGCGAGGGCCGCCGGGACUCCCUCUUCAUCCCCAUUCGGGCUCGCGAGCGCCGCAGCAGCUACAGUGGCUAUAGUGGCUACAGCCAGGGCAGCCGCUCCUCGCGCAUCUUCCCCAGCCUGCGGCGCAGCGUGAAGCGCAACAGCACCGUGGACUGCAAUGGUGUGGUGUCCCUCAUCGGCGGCCCCGGCUCCCACAUCGGCGGGCGUCUCCUGCCAGAGGCUACAACUGAGGUGGAAAUUAAGAAGAAAGGCCCUGGAUCUCUUUUAGUUUCCAUGGAUCAACUAGCCUCCUACGGGCGGAAGGACAGAAUCAACAGUAUAAUGACUGUUACAAAUACACUAGUAGAAGAACUGGAAGAGUCUCAGAGAAAGUGCCCGCCAUGCUGGUAUAAAUUUGCCAACACUUUUCUCAUCUGGGAGUGCCACCCCUACUGGAUAAAACUGAAAGAGAUUGUGAACUUGAUAGUUAUGGACCCUUUUGUGGAUUUAGCCAUCACCAUCUGCAUCGUCCUGAAUACACUGUUUAUGGCAAUGGAGCACCAUCCUAUGACGCCACAAUUUGAACAUGUCUUGGCUGUAGGAAAUCUGGUUUUCACUGGAAUUUUCACAGCAGAAAUGUUCCUGAAGCUCAUAGCCAUGGAUCCCUACUAUUAUUUCCAAGAAGGUUGGAACAUUUUUGACGGAUUUAUUGUCUCCCUCAGUUUAAUGGAACUGAGUCUAGCAGAUGUGGAGGGGCUUUCGGUGCUGCGAUCUUUCCGAUUGCUCCGAGUCUUCAAAUUGGCCAAAUCGUGGCCCACCCUGAACAUGCUAAUCAAGAUUAUUGGAAAUUCCGUGGGUGCCCUGGGCAACCUGACACUGGUGCUGGCCAUUAUUGUCUUCAUCUUUGCCGUGGUGGGGAUGCAACUCUUUGGAAAAAGCUACAAAGAGUGUGUCUGCAAGAUCAACCAGGACUGUGAACUCCCUCGCUGGCACAUGCAUGACUUUUUCCAUUCCUUCCUCAUUGUCUUUCGAGUGUUGUGCGGGGAGUGGAUUGAGACCAUGUGGGACUGCAUGGAAGUGGCAGGCCAGGCCAUGUGCCUCAUUGUCUUUAUGAUGGUCAUGGUGAUUGGCAACUUGGUGGUGCUGAACCUGUUUCUGGCCUUGCUCCUGAGCUCCUUCAGUGCAGACAACCUGGCUGCCACAGAUGACGAUGGGGAAAUGAACAACCUCCAGAUCUCAGUGAUCCGUAUCAAGAAGGGUGUGGCCUGGAUCAAACUGAAGGUGCAUGCCUUCAUGCAGGCCCACUUUAAGCAGCGUGAGGCAGAUGAGGUGAAGCCUCUGGAUGAGUUGUAUGAAAAGAAGGCCAACUGUAUCGCCAAUCACACUGGAGCAGACAUCCACCGGAAUGGCGACUUCCAAAAGAAUGGCAAUGGCACAACCAGCGGCAUCGGCAGCAGCGUGGAGAAGUACAUCAUCGAUGAGGACCAUAUGUCCUUCAUCAACAACCCCAACUUGACUGUGCGAGUACCCAUUGCUGUGGGCGAGUCAGACUUUGAAAACCUCAACACAGAGGAUGUUAGCAGCGAGUCGGAUCCUGAAGGCAGCAAAGAUAAACUAGAUGACACCAGCUCCUCUGAAGGAAGCACCAUUGAUAUCAAACCAGAAGUAGAAGAGGUCCCUGUGGAACAGCCUGAGGAAUACUUGGAUCCAGAUGCCUGCUUCACAGAAGGUUGUGUCCAGCGGUUCAAGUGCUGUCAGGUCAACAUUGAGGAAGGGCUAGGCAAGUCUUGGUGGAUCCUGCGGAAAACCUGCUUCCUCAUCGUGGAGCACAACUGGUUUGAGACCUUCAUCAUCUUCAUGAUUCUGCUGAGCAGUGGCGCCCUGGCCUUCGAGGACAUCUACAUUGAGCAGAGAAAGACCAUCCGCACCAUCCUGGAAUAUGCCGACAAAGUCUUCACCUAUAUUUUCAUCCUGGAGAUGUUGCUCAAGUGGACAGCCUAUGGCUUCGUCAAGUUUUUCACCAACGCCUGGUGCUGGCUGGACUUCCUCAUCGUGGCUGUCUCUUUAGUCAGCCUUAUAGCUAAUGCCCUGGGCUACUCGGAACUAGGUGCCAUAAAGUCCCUUAGGACCCUAAGAGCUUUGAGACCCUUAAGAGCCUUAUCACGAUUUGAAGGGAUGAGGGUGGUGGUGAAUGCCUUGGUGGGCGCCAUCCCCUCCAUCAUGAAUGUGCUGCUGGUGUGUCUCAUCUUCUGGCUGAUUUUCAGCAUCAUGGGAGUUAACCUGUUUGCGGGAAAGUACCACUACUGCUUUAAUGAGACUUCUGAAAUCCGAUUUGAAAUUGAAGAUGUCAACAAUAAAACUGAAUGUGAAAAGCUCAUGGAGGGGAACAAUACAGAGAUCAGAUGGAAGAACGUGAAGAUCAAUUUUGACAAUGUUGGGGCAGGAUACCUGGCCCUUCUUCAAGUGGCAACCUUCAAAGGCUGGAUGGACAUCAUGUAUGCAGCUGUAGAUUCCCGGAAGCCUGAUGAGCAGCCUAAGUAUGAGGACAAUAUCUACAUGUACAUCUACUUUGUCAUCUUCAUCAUCUUCGGCUCCUUCUUCACCCUGAACCUGUUCAUUGGUGUCAUCAUUGAUAACUUCAAUCAACAAAAGAAAAAGUUUGGAGGUCAGGACAUCUUCAUGACUGAAGAACAGAAGAAGUACUACAAUGCCAUGAAAAAGCUGGGCUCAAAGAAGCCACAGAAACCUAUUCCCCGCCCCUUGAACAAAAUUCAAGGAAUCGUCUUUGAUUUUGUCACGCAACAAGCCUUUGACAUUGUUAUCAUGAUGCUCAUCUGCCUUAACAUGGUGACAAUGAUGGUGGAGACAGACACUCAGAGCAAGCAGAUGGAGAACAUCCUCUACUGGAUUAACCUGGUGUUUGUUAUCUUCUUCACCUGUGAGUGUGUGCUCAAAAUGUUUGCCUUGAGGCACUACUACUUCACCAUUGGCUGGAACAUCUUCGACUUCGUGGUAGUCAUCCUCUCCAUCGUGGGAAUGUUCCUGGCAGACAUAAUUGAGAAAUACUUUGUUUCCCCAACCCUAUUCCGAGUCAUCCGAUUGGCCCGUAUUGGGCGCAUCUUGCGUCUGAUCAAAGGCGCCAAAGGGAUUCGUACCCUGCUCUUUGCCUUAAUGAUGUCCUUGCCUGCCCUGUUCAACAUCGGCCUUCUGCUCUUCCUGGUCAUGUUCAUCUUCUCCAUUUUUGGGAUGUCCAAUUUUGCAUAUGUGAAGCAUGAGGCUGGUAUCGAUGACAUGUUCAACUUUGAGACAUUUGGCAACAGCAUGAUCUGCCUAUUUCAAAUCACAACCUCGGCUGGUUGGGAUGGCCUGCUGCUGCCCAUCCUAAACCGCCCCCCUGACUGCAGCCUAGAUAAGGAACACCCAGGGAGUGGCUUUAAGGGAGAUUGCGGGAACCCCUCAGUGGGCAUCUUCUUCUUUGUAAGCUACAUCAUCAUCUCCUUCCUAAUUGUCGUGAACAUGUACAUUGCCAUCAUCCUGGAGAACUUCAGUGUAGCCACAGAGGAAAGUGCGGACCCUCUGAGUGAGGAUGACUUUGAGACCUUCUAUGAGAUCUGGGAGAAGUUCGACCCCGACGCCACCCAGUUCAUUGAAUACUGUAAGCUGGCGGACUUUGCAGAUGCCUUGGAGCAUCCUCUCCGCGUGCCCAAGCCCAAUACCAUUGAGCUUAUCGCUAUGGAUCUGCCAAUGGUGAGUGGAGACCGCAUCCACUGCUUGGACAUCCUUUUUGCCUUCACCAAACGGGUCCUGGGAGAUAGCGGGGAGUUGGACAUCCUGCGGCAGCAGAUGGAAGAGCGAUUCGUGGCAUCCAAUCCUUCCAAAGUGUCUUACGAGCCAAUCACAACCACGCUGCGUCGCAAGCAGGAAGAGGUAUCUGCGGUGGUCCUGCAGCGUGCCUACCGGGGACAUUUGGCAAGGCGGGGCUUCAUCUGCAAAAAGACAACUUCUAAUAAGCUGGAGAAUGGAGGCACACACCGGGAGAAAAAAGAGAGCACCCCUUCUACAGCCUCCCUCCCAUCCUAUGACAGUGUAACCAAACCUGAAAAGGAGAAACAGCAGCGGGCAGAGGAAGGAAGAAGGGAAAGAGCCAAAAGACAAAAAGAGGUCAGAGAAUCCAAGUGUUAGAAGAGAGCAAAAAUUCAAUAUCAUACAGAUCUAAAGCUCGCAAGUGAAAGAUUGUUUACAAACUUCCUGAAUAUUAUCAAUGCAGAACAGCUGUGGAGACUCUAACCUGAAGAUCUAUACCAAACGUCGUCCGCUUACCAUGUAACACAGCUGCAUCUUGAGCAGUGACCUGCCAAGGGCAAAGGACCCCGCUCCCUAGACUCACAGAUUUUCUAAUGCUUGGGCAGGUGGUUACUGCAUGUUCCACAUCAGUCAAUGCAACUUAGGACAAAACUAAUCAGAUACAGAAACAGAAGAGAGGCUGCCGGGACCAGCAUAUUUCUGUUGCAGCCAAAUGGAUUUUAUUUUUUCAUUUUGUUGAUUCUCAGAAGCAGAAAGCAUCACUUUAAAAGUUUGUUUGUUCAUACAAACUAUAUUUGCAUUCUUACAUUAGUUAAGCUAAGCAGCAAAAAGAAAACACAUACACACACACACACUCACACAGACACUCACAUUUAGCCCAUGUCAUUUAAUUGUCAGUUUCUUUGACAUAAAUUGCAUCAUCUCCACAUGGGCUUCACGUGGUUUGCAGAUGGGUGGGGGAAAACAAUCAGGUUUCUUCAGGCUGAGGAGGACUUGCUCAGGCCGAUUCCAAACAUUGUGCUCGUUCAAUGCGUAGAGAUGAUUUGCAUGAUGGCAUGCUGUGAUCAGAAGUCAUGCAUGAGAUCCAUACACCACAGGACACUACUAACCUAGUCCCCUGCAUUGGGUCAGCCUUUGGACAGGACCCAGCCCUGCACCGUUCACUGUAUUUGGAGAAAAUGGUAAGAGUUCCAUACUGGCUACAAUUCUUUAUUAUGAGUUCUUAAAAGUCCUUCACACACCUUCUGGGUAGGGAAACAACCAAUUAAUUGACUACCACCACCACCAACAAAAAACAAACCCAAUCCAACAAGCAGAUGGAUCCGUUGCGUGUAUAUGUUUAACAGACAUCUCUAACAUACAGCCAUUGUUGCACAUUUUGCAAGAUGAACUAUUUAAUGCUGCUCUGUGUCCAGGACAUGGGGGAGACUUUGAUCCCAAAUGGCUUGUACUAUUUAUGUCACUGUAAAACCAAAUCCUAGGGCUAAAAAAGAAAAAUUCAUUUGUAUAUUGCAAUAUUUAUGAUGAUCGUUUAGCCUUCAUACUGGAGAAUUGACACUUGUUUGGGGUAGAGAUAAAAGUGCUAUUCAAAGUAGCACCAGUUAUCUCUAGGGGUAAUUUGGGGAACUUAAAACGACCUUUCAUUGGGAGUUAUGGGGUGCUCAUUUCAUUUCACAUCAUGUCCUCUGCAUUGUGGCUUUCUCCAGGCAUGGGUCAAUACCGCGAGGGGUUCAGAUAUUCUGAACGGACCUCUCUCUUCUGCAGAGGGGUCGUCGCAUACUCACACACUGCAUGAUUCUUCCUGCCACCAUCACAUUUCUCCACCAAGUAGGGCUUCCCUUGCCCACAGAGGUGGGUGAGGGUAGCAGCAUUGGGGUUACAGCUGUGGUUUCUUUCAUUUAUUAUUAGAAUAAUAGUCAGUGGUGGGACCUGAGGGAGAGAUGGAGCCGCCUCUAAACCAAGCCCACUUGGUUUCUUUACUGCACUGGUUUUCAUGAGAAAGCAAUUUAAUAUUAAUUCUUCAGGAUGUUCCAGCUUCCCCCAGUGCAUUCCCUUGCAGCCAGUUUUGCUAUCUGCUUAGCGACCUGCCAGCUGUCAUUGGAGUGUGGCUUCUGGGGGAGCGUCAUAUCUUCCAUUCCAUCUCCUGCUUUAGGAAAGACAGUUUUUAGUCCAGGGGUUUCUCACCUGAUGACUGGAUUUCAAAGCCAAGAUGCUGCAGUUGAAUGUGUCAGGAAGUCUACACAAAGAGUGAAAAGAGACUUUAGCAUGUGAACCAAAUCAAAAUAAAUUCUUCCUGAACCAUACACUAGAGGGGGAAGAAGAACCAACCCGUAAUCAGACACACCGAUCUGCCUUGCAGUAGAAGCACUUUGAAGGUAAUUUCACAGUCCACCUGACUAGUUUUGUGUAGAACAAACCACAGUAAGUUGGUAAGCAGAGCUUUCUAUCUUGUCGGACCACUAGAAACUCUGUCCAGCUCUCUUAAGCCUGCUUCUGCAGCAGCAUCCGUAGAAUUUUUGUACUACACCCAAUACCAGACCGGGAAGGCAUAUCUUUCAGUGACCCUGCUAACUGCUAGGAUGAAUGUAUAGUAACAUGUACAGGCUACAUUGUAAACAGCACAAAACAGAAGCUGACAUGUGUGGUUAUUCUUUUUAAGAGAAUUAUAAAUACUGUAAUAUAUAAUUUUAUUUUAUUGGCAUGCCUUUUUGUAAAUACAAAUUAUUAACUUAUUAAAUAGGAAAUGGCUUCUGGCUUAUGCCAUUGUCAUGUUUAUUUUUAUUUUUUAUACUUUUCUUUCUUCUUAGAACUUAGAUGCUGUCAGCCAAUGUACAUCCCCAAACCAGACAGACAGACAAAAAAUUUUUUAUCGCUAAUGGUCUUUUCCAAAACAACAAAAAAUAUAUAUUUUUGUUCCAAUGUGCAAUAAAUUCUAACCACGUCUAUGCAAGAUUUGGCUAAACUUAAUAAUUGUUCUUAGGUCUUGAGAUGGGCAACAGAGCUAUAAGAUCCCGCUAAGCACACCAUGUGCUCAAGCUAGUGAUGUCAUUAAGCUACUAGAGCAUAUUGAUGAGAUUUUUCUGAGAUCUGACCUUUUCCCUUCCCCAGCUCCUGACCCCAGCCCAGCAGGCUGUCUCCUCAGUAACACAUGGGCCUUGGUGUCUGGCAUCCACCAGCCAGCCUCAUAGGAAAGAAGCCACCUCCGCUCUAAUUGAAGUUUCACAUUUUUUUAAAAAGAAGUUUCCCACCUUCUUAUCCUUCACCCACUAUCCUUCCACCUGCUCACUCACUCACUCACUCACUCACCCAUCCUGCUCCACACUUCUUUGGUAGUAAAUGACACCAUCACCAGCAGUUUACACCCGCAGUUAACAGGCAUUGAACCGAAAGAAUCAGCGAUGACGUUUUUGUGUAUCUUCGCUGAGUGGGUAAGUGGCAACGCUUUGCCAAAUAUUAACGAAGCCAAUCAAAAAGCAGCAGCAGCCACAGUAUCACUGCACAUAUAUAUAUAGAUAUAUAAAUAUAAUAUAAAUAUUUAUUUUUUGUAGCCAGGUCCUUGGUGCAGUAUUUAUACUCCACAAUCCACCUUUUAAAAAAAGGACAAAAAGCAAAAAGACGUGUGAUGCUGUUAAUUUAAAAUGCAGAGCCAAAGCCACUGAGCCGCAGCUGACGUAGUUGCUGGUUUGUGUGUGAAAAACAUUUCCCCCUAUUCUUUCCCUGACCUCCUUGUUGCUUAGGAUGAGGAGACUCCGUAAUUUAAAGCAGAUGAGAGCAGGAAGAAACUUCCGUGUUAGCAUGGCCUACUCUCACUCCUUUCCAAAUGAGCCACUUUUGGUGUCAGAAGUUGGCUAGGGAGAGAUUAAAAAAAAAAAAAACAGAAACUCCCAGUCAAAGCCCCUAAAGCGACAGUGCCCAGAGUUCUUUUAUUUUUCACUGCAACCAACGUAAACCCGUAAGAGACCAACAGUGAAGAUUAGUGUAUUAGUGAAUGCAUGGAGGCCAAUGCUGCCCUAAUGAGACGUGAUAAAAAGUCCAUCACUCCUCUAAGCCAAAAGGAAACAAAAUAAAAAUGACCCUUUUUACUGUACAA
Cebus imitator (Panamanian white-faced capuchin) is the source of this 8340-nucleotide messenger RNA. RefSeq names its product sodium voltage-gated channel alpha subunit 8 (gene SCN8A). Lineage: Eukaryota; Metazoa; Chordata; Mammalia; Primates; Cebidae. The coding region runs from base 39 to 4628 and encodes 1529 amino acids. The record is from RefSeq and is a predicted model, not a curated record. Gene Ontology annotation, molecular function: voltage-gated sodium channel activity; protein binding. The transcript has 17 exons. Gene Ontology annotation, cellular component: voltage-gated sodium channel complex; plasma membrane; axon. Gene Ontology annotation, biological process: membrane depolarization during action potential; neuronal action potential; sodium ion transmembrane transport.